Messenger RNA from Mesorhabditis spiculigera, 4362 nucleotides. Lineage: Eukaryota; Metazoa; Nematoda; Chromadorea; Rhabditida; Rhabditidae. The record is from the annotation of a GenBank genome assembly.
AUGUAUCUACCGUAUGGAAGUGAAGAACAGCUGCGCAUCCCCAAGAACCAUGGCCCUGCGACGAUCAACUCUAUUGUAGCGAAUCGGGAUCGGUCUCUAAUCGCAACUGUGACGGAUGAUACGCUACACAUCUAUUUGGCCAACCCGCAGCUGCUGCUCGUCUCCUUGCCAAGAGAUCCAGCCGACGUUCUCGACAAGGGAUCUUUUCAAAAGAUCAUAUGGCGAUACGAUUCGCAAGCACUCGCCGUUUUGACCUCGAGGACCCAUAUUUUGAUCUAUCGUGUGGAAUUGUCGCAGGAGAACUGUUAUAAUUUCACCGACCCUCCACAUAUCGAGACUCAACGUCAUAGCCAAGAGCUUUUUCUAAAGGGACAUCGCCCGAUUACCCAGCUAAAUCUUGCUGUUGUCGUCAAUUUGGCUGCUCGAGCUACUGCUGCUUUGAUACGGGAGGACCUGCUGGUCUGUCUGACAAAUGGGUUUACGCAUCGUAUAUCUUGGGCUGGACAGGUUGAUGCCGAAUAUUCCAUCCGCCUUUCAACUGUGCCUUUCGCUUAUGAUCAGUUACAAAGUCGAGCCGAAUACAUCCCCGAGGGAAUCUUUGUCAGGGACAUCGUCUUCGCCCCAUUGAUUGGUGGCUAUUGCAUGGUGUUCAGCGAUGGACGAGCUGGGCUCUUGACGUCGCAGGACGUCAAAUUCCAUCCAAAGACCCUCCUCGGCGUCUGGGCGCAUCAGCUCCGGGAUGCAGUUUGCGUCGACAUGAACCACAUCCAUCGGUUGCUCAUUUUUGGCUGCGAAAAUGGUGAUAUCGCUGGUUUUCACGUCGACGAGUCGAGCGGGGCACUGAUUUUGGCGUUUCGGGUGGCGCUAAAAGUCAAGGAUGGGCCAGAAAUCUUAAAUCGACUUGGCCCCGUGCUUCGCAUCAACGUCGUGCCACACUGCGCCGCGUUUUCCGUUUUAUGGGGUCCAAAAUCGGCGAAUAAAGAGAAGAAAACUCAGGACGGCUUCAAUCUGACGGCUCUGGCGUUGUUUAGUGCAUAUGGAGCCCAAAUAUGGUCGUCAUUAGAAGGCUCUUACGAUGCACCCUUGCCAUCGGAAAAUCUAACAGCCGUAGAAUGGGGCCCGGAAGGGCUGCAUUUAUGGUUGGGUCGACUCUCUGGACUCUCUUUACUUCCAACGCUCAAAAGUGCCGCUGUGAAUAAUCCAGUUAUGGAAAAUGCAAGUCGUAUUCUGCUCGUCGGCUCCUCGAAUCUACUCCUUUCUCCUGUGCGAGAACGCGAGGCAAAAGCUUCAGCCCCACAUUCCGUCUGGUCGAGCAUUUCACCGCAUUCCGAAUAUCUAGCAUCAAAUUGGCCGAUUAGGUUUGCUGCCAUCGAUCGUGAAGAGGUGAAAUAUCUAGCGAUUGCUGGCACUCGCGGAUUGGCGCAUAUGAAUAUAGAAAAGGGAAAAUGGAAGAUUUUCGGAAAUGAAUCACAGGAGCGCGAAAUCAACGUCACCGGCGGGAUUUUUAUCUGGAAAGGAACAGUUGGGGCAGCAUGUACACAAGUGGAGAGCGGUGCGGAAUUGUUGAGAUUCUAUCCUCUGAGCACAAAACUUGACAAUCAUUAUUGCUCGGAGCUGGAGACGGAAAGUCGUAUUGUUGCUAUGAAUGUACGUGAGGAUUGCCUGGUCACGUUUGAUUUCGACUCUCGAAUUCUGCUUUAUCGGCUGACGGCCAGUCAGAGCUCAAAAUCCGCGGACGCCUACAUACGUGUUGCUGUCGAUCGCGCCGCCGAAAUUCGCGUCGGCGAUUUCAUCCCGCAUCCCGUUUGCCUGACGUCAAUUCAUGUCACCGAGCUGACCCACGAUAAGCCCAAGACCCAUGCCGUCGAAUCCUCAAUGUUCAUGCGCGGUGUGGACACGGUGCUCGUCAACGUUUCCGGCAAGCUGAUCACGCUCAAUCCAAAGGGAGCGACAGCGGCGGAUGAGAGGGACGACAUCAAAUUUCAGUUGAGCCAACCGAUCGUCAUCGCGUCGUUUGUGGAGCAUAUUUGGCACGAUUUGACGAGCCGGGCGACAAAAUCGGGCCGCACCCAACACCUCUCCAACGCCAUCUGGAUCAACUGCGGGGCGAAAGGAUUGCGGGUCUGGCUCCCCCUGCUUCCUGGCCGUCGGCCCCAGCAAGAUUCGUUCAACGCCCGUCGCAUCAUGUUGCCUUUCAGCCUCGACAUCCGGCCAGCUAUGAUCUGCAGUAUGGAUUGUAUCGCCGUCGGCUUGGAAAGCACCCCCAUCACCUAUGGCAGCCCCAAGCACUGUACCACGCUUUUCAAUGUUCAUCGGAAUAGUGAAGUCUUCAUCCACCACAUCCUCAAAGAACUCCUCAAGCGUAACCUCGGCGCGUUUGCCAUCGAGAUUGCGCGCUCGUGUCGCCACCUGCCCUACUUUCCGCAUGCCCUGGAGCUGUUGUUGCACGGCGUCUUGGAGGAGGAGGCGACGAGUAGCGAACCGAUUCCAGACCCUCUGCUCCCGCGCAUCGUCGCAUUCAUCCAAGAAUUCCCUGAAUUCCUACGGACGAUCGCCCAUUGCGCGCGGAAAACCGAACUCGCACUUUGGCCGACACUUUUCACCGUCACUGGAUCGCCAAAUGAUAUUUUUGAGGUCUGCUUACGAGACGGAGAACUACAAACGGCAGCCAGCUACCUAAUCGUCUUGCAGAGCAUCGAAAACUCGGCCAUUAGUCUGGAGCAAGCCGCACGUCUUCUACGCGAGGCACUAUCGGCCGGAGAAUGGACUCUAGCGCAAGACAUGCUCCGAUUUGCCUCCUCCAUCGACGCCGAUGACAUUGAAAGUCAGCCGAGAACUCCACCGCCGCAGGCCGUAAAAAUGUCACGAAGAAAAGGGACAACCUCGGCAGAAGAUGAACUUGUCGUCACACGAUUUCAAGCCGUACCCUCCUCGAAGACGUCGUCCCGAAUUCGCAGCGAGACGCAGGUCAAUGGAGCGAGCAGAAAGGAUAGUGGCGGGUCUGGGAGAAGAUUGAGCAAGGCCCUUUCCGCCGAGCUCUCCCUUUCGCCUACAUUCACCAACGCGAUGAUCGAGCGGAUGCAGGCGAUUUUGCGGGAGCACGCGAUGAGCCUUUUGCGAGAACAUUGCGUCAGAGAUUUGGGUUUCUUCUGCUCCCACCUCAACUUCGACCUGGUCUCUCUUGUCGCGGCUGGCGGCUCGUCCUUUGAAGUGGCCGACUUCCCAUCAGCCAUUACACGACUUCACGCUCAAUUCGAAUGGCCGUAUCCCGUUGCCGGCCACAAAGUUGUCGAUCACCUGACCCGCAAAUUCGGCUCCCUCCGCACCAGCCAGAGCUCGAUCAGCCUUGCCGGCAAUCCGGCGUGCCCUGGAAUGUUUCGACAUUCCGCCACUAACCGCCUCCCUUGUCGCUUUCUUUUUCCGAAGCGGUAUCACCAAAAAAUUCCGGGAUUUUUGUGGCGCUUUUCGGGUUCUCCCUACAAUCCCUCACGACCACCGGCCGGAUCGAUUUUUGGAAGGGAUGGAGAUGAGCCUGUCGUCCAACCGGACGAAUCUGUUUUUGGCGACGUCUCCACCGUAGUCCAAGAAGCUCCGCUGCGACCGGCUGAAUUGAUUGGAGCCCUCAACGGCAAGAAGGACAGCAGUGGCGACUCGGUGGAAGCCCCCUCCCAAUCCACAGCCAUGCUUCGAGAUGAAGGUGGACGGCCCCCAAGCCCCAGCGGCUCUUCCAUCGCCCCCAGCACCCCGAAUGGAGCAACACCUUCCGCUUCCUACGAUAUCAGCGCCGUCGAAGUUCUUUGCGGUCCGGCGGCGGCUCGCGGCUCUGAAACGAGCGACUCCCAGUUGAUGCACAUGAUCCGACUGUUCGAACAAGCGCAGGCAGUCGAUUGGAUCUUUUUGCUCUGCCUGGUCCGCCGUGAUUCCCAGACGUUACGAGGCUUCUUGAACAUCUCCACGGCCCGAAAUUUCCCUGGCGACACCCUGGCGCGACUGCGUAGUGGCAGCGAGGAUUUGAUGGUGUGGGCCCAGCAAAUGUGCCCGGGCUACCUGCCAAUCCUUCAAGUCUUCGUCGCGCACAUCGAGAUGGUCGCCGAGGCUGUCGGCUUAUCAAUUCAACAUCACAAUGGGAAGCAGGCGCAGAAGCCGAAUUUGACGGCAAAUGGCAGUGUUCCAGAAAAACGCGCGCCACCCACGCGAGCAGCCGAUCCUCUGGGAGCUGCCGGCAAUCGUCGCACUCUACGCGCCGCCUUCGACCCGUCCACGUCAUCGCGCCGUCAUCGAGAACGCUCCAGAAGCGUCGACCGCGGAAUGGCACACCACGCCGUCAGCACAGCCGACGAAGCCAACGAUUGCUCAAUUAUG